Molecule: messenger RNA, 8256 nt
Organism: Anguilla rostrata (American eel)
Lineage: Eukaryota; Metazoa; Chordata; Actinopteri; Anguilliformes; Anguillidae
Gene: dagla
Product: diacylglycerol lipase, alpha
Exons: 20
Coding region: 862-4128 (1088 amino acids)
Biological process (GO): arachidonate metabolic process; diacylglycerol catabolic process; retrograde trans-synaptic signaling by endocannabinoid
Cellular component (GO): postsynaptic membrane; cytoplasm; dendrite membrane
Molecular function (GO): lipoprotein lipase activity
Source: RefSeq, a predicted model, not a curated record
AAUUUCAGAGGGUUACGCUAACAGCGUAUUUGAGGCGGACUGGAGGGAGAUGCCAGGGAUGACGUCAACGGCGUAUGUCGCGCCGCUUCCAGCCGUCAUUUGCGGUUGGUGAAGCCUGCAGCUGCGGAGUAGGGUACAUGAAUAACGACGUCCCUCCUCUGGAAAAGAGCUCUGAGAGGAGGGGGGAACGGCAGCGAAGCAAUCGGAACUGCUGCAGUUCCAGCGGCCGGAGUUAGAAUCGGGAGUAGUCUUAUUUUGUAACUAUGCUAUACAUGAUGUCACACCUGAAUAAGAGAAAAACAUUUUUUUAAUUUGCUAUUAAUUUCAUAGUUAACCAGCUAGCCCAUUUAUAGUUACAUUUCUGAGUACCACUGAGCACAGAGCGUGAUUGCAGGAGCGAAAUAUUGAAACUUGUCUGUCAUGAAAAAUUGAGACAUGGCGUAAUAUAUUGAACUUUAGAAAUAAGAUAUUGACUGUGUAAUAAUACCAGGAAGGACACAAAACACUGCUUUUUGGAGGUGGACAUUUGGGACAGCCGCGAUCCACGACCCUCUUCAGAAUUGUUUGACCUGAAUUUUAUGCUAGCUUCCCUGGCUAGCCUACUGAUUGGGGAGGUAUUGGAAUACCAUUGCUAACAUUACAGCGUAAUUGUGGUCCAGACUGAGCUGCUCCCAAGCCCCGGAGUCAACUAGAUCGAACAGGCGGAGGACAGAAGCGACAUCAAGCUGACUCCCUAGAAAGCAGAGUCGUAGUUCGGGCCGGCUCGAGAAUGGGAUAGGGGGCGGACAAGUGGACGAUGGGAGAGAGAACGGAACCGGAGCAGUGGGACACAGGAAGGUUCCGACGCAAUACAGGGCAGUGAUGCCGGGCAUGGUGGUGUUUCGACGGCGCUGGUCGGUGGGCAGUGAUGACCUGGUGCUCCCCGCCCUCUUCCUCUUCCUCCUGCACUGCACAUGGCUGGUGGUGCUGUCCGUGGUGCUGUUCGGACUGCCCUACGGCUCGGACCAGUCCUGCUCCGUGACGCUCGUGGACCACGGGCGGGGCUACCUGGGCAUCCUGGUCAGCUGCCUGAUCUGCGAGGGCGCCAUCAUGUGGCUGAGCAUGAGAGGCAGCAUCCUGUACACGCAGCCCCGGGAAGCCGUGCAGUACGUGCUCUACAUCAGACUGGCUAUUUUGCUAGUGGAGCUGGUGUACGCAGUGGUGGGAAUUGUUUGGCUGGUCCGGUUCUACCAACCCUGCUCUGACAUCACUGCCAAGAACCUGACGCUGGGUAUCGUGGUGUGUAACUGGCUGGUGAUCUUCAGCGUGUGUUUCACCCUCAUGUGCACCUUCGACCCCACGGGCCGCACCUUCGUCAAGCUGAAGGCUACUCGCCGGCGUCAACGCAACCUCACUACCUACACACUCAGACACAGACUAGAGGAAGGGCAGGCCAGCAGCUGGAGCAGGAGACUCAAGUUCUUUAUGUGCUGCACCAGAGCACAGGACUCCCAGUCAGACGCGUACUCAGAGAUUGCCAGUUUGUUUGCGGAGUUCUUCAGAGACCUGGACAUCGUGCCCAGUGACAUCAUCGCUGGCCUGGUGCUGUUGAGGCAGAGGCAAAGGUCCAAGAGGUCCGCCAUUCUGGAUCAGGCCAACAACGACAUCCUGGCUUUCCUGUCCGGAAUGCCAGUCACGCGUCACACCAAAUACCUGGACCUGAAAAAUUCGGCCGAAAUGCUGAUGUAUAAGGAGGUGUGCUACUACAUGCUGUUCGCCAUGGCCGCUUACGGCUGGCCCAUGUACCUCAUGCGGAAGCCCGCCUGCGGACUGUGCCGCUUGGCCAGCUCCUGUCCGAGCUGCCUGUCCGUGUCGGGCUCCCGCCUCUCGCACGUGACCGUGGAGGAGGACAACUGCUGCGGCUGCAACGUGCUCGCCAUCCGCAGGAACUUCCUGGACCACGACCUGAAGCAGGUCCACAUCGUCUACACCUCCUGCCACGAUGCCGUAUAUGAGACACCUUUCUUCGUGGCAGUGGAUCAUGAAAAGAAGAAAGUUGUCAUCAGCAUCCGAGGAACUCUGUCACCCAAAGAUGCAAUGACUGAUCUGACAGGAGACUCUGAGCGUUUGCCUGUGGAAGGGCAGCAGGGUAACUGGCUGGGACACAAGGGCAUGGUUUACUCAGCCGAGUACAUCAAGAAGAAGCUGGAACAGGAGAUGAUCCUGUCACAGGCCUUUGGAAGAGACCUGGGAAAGGGCACCAAGCACUACGGGCUGGUGAUAGUCGGGCACUCCCUGGGCGCGGGCACGGCCGCCAUCUUGUCUUUCCUGCUGCGCCCCCAGUACCCCACGCUGCACUGCUACUCCUACUCGCCGCCCGGCGGGCUCCUCAGCGAGGACGCGAUGGAGCACUCGAAGGAAUUUGUGACCUCUGUGGUUCUGGGGAAGGACCUCGUGCCCAGAAUUGGUCUUUCUCAGCUGGAAGGGUUUCGUCGCCACCUACUGGAGGUUUUACAGCGGAGCAACAAGCCAAAGUGGAGGAUCAUCAUGGGGGGCACAAAGUGUAUUCCCAAAUCUGAACUGCCGCUAGAAGGUGGCCCCGAGGCCCAGACCACUGCCCCCCCAAGUACUCGCCUUUGGCUGCACCCCAGUGACCUCAGCAUCGCCCUCUCUGCCUCCACCCCGCUCUACCCCCCGGGCAAGAUCAUCCACGUGGUCCACGACCACCCUCCAGAGAGCUGCUGUGGUCAGGAGGAACCCACUUACUCAGCCCUGUGGGGGGACAACAAGGCCUUCGACGAGGUCAUCAUCUCACCCGCCAUGCUGAACGAGCACCUGCCCCACAUGGUAAUGGACGGGCUCAACAAGGUGCUGGAGAACUACAACAAGGGGAAGACGGCCCUGCUGUCUGCGGCCAAGAUCAUGGUCAGCCCCACAGAGAUGGACCUCAACCCGGACGCCAUCUUCCUGGCUGCGCCGGCCUCCCAGGAGCCCACACCCACCGCCCACCAUCGGAGGAACAGUAGUGUCCGCUCCUGCGCUCGCUCGGAGAUCUCCCUGAACGGUUUCUCCGAGUGCCCGCCUCCCCCCGUGCCCGUGGUGCUCCAGGCGGCUCAGGAGCGCCUCACGGUGGAGCUCCGGGAGCGGCGGGCCCCGCUGGCCGUGAUGGAGAGCCUGUCGGACGCCGAGUCCCUGUACAGCCUGGACUCCCGCCGGUCCUCGGCGGCCCUGCGGGGCUCCCCGAACCUGGGGAGCCUGGGCUUCUCCCUGGGCACGCCCAUCCCCGAGGAGAACCCCUCGCUCAGCUCGCGCACCGAGCUGCUGGCGGCCGACUGCCUCGGCCAGGCCUCCGCCGACCACGACCUGGGCGAGAACGGGCCCUACUCCACCCCGCCGGACUCCGGGUCCACGCCCAAGUUCUUCCACCGUCUGUCCCCGGCGACGCCCCGCUUCGGAAGCCCCGCCCCGUUGGCCCAGACUGUCCUGGGCCAGCCGGCGGGCCGGGGGACGGCGCGCCCCUCCUCCUGUUCCCCCUCGGAGUCCCCCGUCCCCGCCAGCCCCGAGAGCUCCCCCGCCCCGCCCGUCCGCCUGAGGGCCGGCGGCGGGAGCGGGAAGGAGGAGGAAGAGGAGGAGGGGGAGGGCGAGGACCAGGCGGAGGGCCCGUGGGAGAGGGAAGAGGAGAAAGGAGAGGCGAGGCCGGAGACGGGGCCCGACUCCCCCGCCUGCCCCGACCCCUUGCCCAACGGGGCCCCCAGCCAGGUGGUGCUGGAGUUCGCCCAGUUCCUGGACUCCCUCUUUAAGCUGGACGGCAGCUCGCCCCCGCUGGAGCUCUCGGACGGGGAGUCGGAGUCCGGGCGGGGCUCGUACGGCCAGGAGGACGGGCCGGGGGAGGGGCAAGCGGCCGACGAGCGGGUCCUGCUGGCCCGCGCCACGCUGGAGCCCAACCUGGUCCCCAAGCCCCCGCGCACGUUCGCCGGCUCCGCCGACCCCUCCUCCGGCAUCUCCCUCUCGCCCUCCUUCCCCCUCUCGUCCUCCGGCGAGCUCAACGACCUUUCGCCCGCCGACGGGGCGCCGCCCGCCCUGCACCCGCUCCGAACUACUGCCCCGUCCCCCUACCCCGGAGAAAACACCCUGUCGUCCAUGGUCUGACUCUCCCUGCCCUUCUCUUCUCCAUUCCAUCCCUUCUUUUCCCCCUUCACUGAAUGCCCAGGACUGAACCGGGCUCUCCCUGCAUCCCUUUCACUCCCUCUAUCAGCACUCAUUGGGACCUCUCUGUAAUGUAUCAUUGUACAGUACAAGCAGAUGCAAGCAGAGACACCGGUGUAUAACCGAUUAUUUCUUUAAUACCUGACUUCAUACUACGGAAAUCCGAUACAACAGGGGUUACAGUGUGCGGAAACCAUUUUAUCGCUUCCAAGCCGCCCGCUGGAAGCCAGUUGUCGUGCCUGGUAUUAAUGCGUUGUUUAUUUAUUAUAAUUUCUCCUCGUUUUUUUUAUGCAGAAAAUGUAUCUGACAAUAUCGACUGCCGUGAAACUUUUUUUUGCCUUGCCAGGUGUGGUAGGGCAAUGCACAUUUUACAGAUUUUCGGAGCAGUCAGUCCGUCGCCGAGGCCAAUAUGGCCAACGGGUUUUCGUGCAAGCGAGUUGCUGCAAGCAGAACAAUCCGGAGACCCUUAGGUCAGGAAUCGUCGAUGUGGGAACCCGACCGACGCGCGUCGAGUUCAUAAGUCGUGCCAUAUCGCGUCCUCGCAGGGAGCAGCUUACCGAAGCCCUUUUCCGCGUGGGCGCUCGCGCUCGAAUGGCAGGGCCUGAAAACCGGCGCGCGUAGCGCGGAGGUGAGAGCACAAUGAAGUUUGACCGUACAAUGCAUGUUGGCGUGACCCUUUAAAAGCCCGUUCCUUCAGCGAAAAGACUAGCCUCUGUAGGAAACUGCAGAGGACGUACCUCCAUCGUUGUGAACCUGUGGACCUAGCUCAAAGUGCUAUCCUUACGAAGCACUCUUAAUAAUGUUCUUGACAUGGCACUCCUGUUGAUGCAUCUUAUUUGUGCUUGCAUGACAGCACCUAAAAAGGCUUUGGGGAGCCAAUGGCGGUGCUAUAGCAAUUUUUGAUUUGUGUUUUAAAUGAGUUUGAUAUUUUUAGAGUCAAGAGGCUGUGAACUGUACUGGGGCCUGUUACUUCCCCAGAGCCAAAGGGGCCUCUGCCCCCCACCCCGACCCCUACCCCCUUCCACCCCAGCUCCAUGGCCAAUUCACUGACAAAUCAUUGUAAAUCUCCGGAACAUUCUCGUUCAUUCCUUCUCGUGCCCCUGAGUAGAGGUCUGCAUGGAGCUAGAGAUGAGGCCUGACCCAAACCAGCUCGGCAAGGUCUAGCCAUAUUUUAAGCCGGAACUUGACAGAACCCAAUCACUGAAAUAGCAGGCCGCAAACACUGUUCAGCACAAUAGAAAAUAACGCAGUGUUUCCCACUGGAAUGCUGCUAGUGAAGGUGCUUGCGAUCACAGAACACUUCUGCCGGUUAGCGAUUGACAACAACGUAAAGCAAAGCUUCCAGUUUUUGUAGUGUACUUUCGUGCUCAACUAGUAAGUUGAAACUGCCACAUUUGAGCUUCCACACUUAUUUUUUGAACUUUUUUCCUGUUAAACAGGUUGUGUUAAGUUCGUCACAUGCACCUCUGCAACAGACAGCACAGGAGCAACAUCCUCUUUCUUUCAGUAUUUAUUUGCAUAAAGUAUUAGUAUGUUUGUAAAAUGGAGGAAAAGUUUAUAUUUUACGAUGAAAGCUAGCUAGCUUUAGCACCGUUUUUCCUUCUGUUAAAUGUUACGUUAACCAUUUUAUUUCUGCUGGGCUGUCAGAUACAGAUGUUUUAAUUUGCUGUUUGAACAUAAGGAUACACUUUCAAAACUGAAAGUUUUGCUCCAUUGUUAUCAAUUGUUGAUAACAGAAUUGUUGGUACCCUAAAUGUUUGUGAACUUCUGGGUUGGCAGUGGGCCCGUACCCAAUCUAACCUGAGUUAAAAAUUACCCGAUUGGCCCGAUUACCGGCCCAAUCACAGCGUACCUAAGGGGCGACUGGGUUCCGGGCAGGAUGCAGACCUCUGCUACUGAGUAAUGAGAAAAGGGCACUUCCCCAGUGGAGGGGACAGUUGUCCCACCCCACUUCACGCCCCACCCAGUCCUGGCCUCCUGAGUUAUGAGAAAUGGAUACUCCCACACACACAGAUGCCAAGGAGACAGACCCCACAUCCCAGCCCACCCUACCCCACCCCACAGAGCCUAUUUUGGCUGAAUCACAGGAUAUGCAGCAAAUUUAUUUUCUGAAUUUUUUAAGCCAUGAGAAAAAUGUUGUGCAAACCUAAUGCUGGGGUCAAGAUGAUGUAAAAUCUUUGCCCCCUCAAGCAAGCAAACUGCCAGCCUACAAAAGUGAUUCCCUGCUUUAGCGUCAAGGUAGAAAGGAGAGGGAAGAAAAAGAAACAAUUAAGGGACAGUGAAGAGAUAGAAAGACAGAGAGUGACAGCAUAAUUCCUCAGGUUUAAAAGGAGGAAAUUGAGUGAUAUGCAAAGAUAACAGAAACUGAAGAAUUUGUAAAGGAAAUGGUGUGCUUUGUCAUGUGAAGAUUUAUUGAUUAAGAUUUAAAAUGUUACGUUAUUAAAAAGUGAUAGGAAACAAAAAAAUAUACAUAAUUGUUUGAUGGUUCCUUGAAGGGUUGGCCUGUUUGUGUUUUGGUCAGUAUUAUGCUUUAUUGUGUGUGAUAGGGUAGAUAGAACAUUUUAUUGUGGCAGAAUCGUCCUUGCCUUCGAGAGAACCUCUUAAAACAUCCAACCCGCGAAUACACAGAUACUCCUGCCAAGACCCCAUGGCAACAUCUCUUGUGUUUGUGGCAUUUUCAUAUUUUAUGUGUCUGUGGGUGUCUACGGUGAAGAAGCUGGACACACGAAAUAGACUUGCACAACUGCCACGCGACAUGCCGGGUCCAUACCGGUUUUCGCUCGCCCGAGGUUCGCUGAGAGGAACGGUUGCAUGCCGUGAACAGUCUGGCAUGUCGAUCGUUUAGCCGCUGCUCGCGAGAACUGGCCUUAGCGCGGUGCCGGCUACAGCGCUGCCGUUGCUUCCGGGUACGACUCGUCGCCGAGGUAACCCCCAGUCCAGGAGUCGGCUCGUUGCCUUCGCGCGUAUCCCACUGCUGCCACCAGAUGGCUCUUUACGCUUUCGGGUGCCUGCAAAAUAAAAAAAUAAAUAAAUCAAUAAAAACCCGCCCCAGGUCUCAGAUAGGAGAGAUUUCAUUGCAUUCUGAUGGAGUUGGUUUUUUUCUCGAAAUGCUCUGGUCGUCGGCGUGUUUUUUGGACUGGACUUGAAAGAAGGAGCGUGUCCUUCUCUUUUUCGCUGCACAUUUUCUCAAACGAGUAAUCUCCAUAUCUUUGGUUUUUUUUUUUUUUUGAAUGCGUAAUCGUUUGUUGCAUUAUUUAUUGCUACUUAAUGAUCAUUUACUAGUCACUGUAUAAUUAUUACCAUUGGAUUUGCCUUUUUUAUGAUUUGAGUGGAGUAUCUUGAGGUGAGGGAUUUCGUACAGAAAUUCCUUGAGGAUCUUGAUUGCUCCCGGAAGGGAAUGUUGCUGAUGGUCCAAGUGGAAAGGAACUGCGGUGUACCAUGGCGGUCUGUGACAGAACAUCCUUACAAUUACACUAAACUACAGGGGACAUCAUUCUGCACAAUCUCUUAUCUGACCAAACUAUUUCACCAUGAUCUUUGGUGUGUGAAGGGCACUAUAGGCAGUUAUAAGUGUAUCAUAUUGCAAUUACUAUAUUACUUGUCAGUGUCCCCUUGUACCACAUAGGACUUACCAUGGUACAGUUUUCACCACAGCCCUGUACAGCACUGUCUACUUUGUGUAAUUAUUUAUAUAUGUAAGUGUCUUGUUUACAAUUAUUGUAAAGAAAUGAAACCCCAUAGGAAGUAAUGUAGUAAGAAAUACUAUAUGCAUUAUAAUACUGACUUUAUUUUAAAAAAGAUCUAUAUCGAUAGUGAUAUUAAAAAUAUGUAUGAAGAAAUUACUCUAUAUAGUGAGAGAUUUAUGAGAUCUAUUAAGCAGAGUUAGACAGAAAUCUAUGUUGAGAAAGAAAUAUAAGUCCAUUAUGUCUCAAUUAAGUCCAUGUUUACCUGGUUUGCACCCCCCCCCCCCCAUCCUAGAAUGAGAAUGUAUCAAAUACCCUCACCCACUGCCCUGCCUGUAACAGAAUAAAGACAAAGCAAUUUUAAACAAAACGUUUAAAAGAAACAAAA